AUGGAGAAGAAUCGCUAUACCAAUCAGAAUCUGUCCAAGGGGCAGCUUUCUGAGACGAAGAAAAACCAAGAUGUUUCUGUUAAGUGGCCUCGCCAAUCCAAGCGUCGCGGAGAACAGUCAGACAGUGGUAACCAUCGCAACGGAGCUAGCACCGGUAAAGUACCGAACGCGAACAAAAAUCGUUAUCAGAACAACUACAACUACGAUGCUAGGCAACGGUCGCAACGGCCUGCUAAGCCCGCGGGUGACACUGACGGGUGUACCCUGGCCGACGAGCAACCGUCCGAAGGCGGAACCUCCGGAUUAGUGCCGCCGACUAAGCCGAACCCGACGCACGGCGUUCGGGGCGAACUACAUUCGGUGUUUGCACCCGGUUCGAAGAAGCAGAGCCUGAACCAUCUGCUGAAUUAUCACUACGCGCCGCGAGACCGCGACCAGCCGGUUCGGUUCUCGCGCACGGGUAACAUCCGCAAGGUGUCACAGCAAUCGCACGGCAGCUACAACAAGGAACAAUUUCUGCAGGCCAACUGCCAGUUCGUGGUGCGAGCUGGAGAAGACUACGACGCGCUGCUCGCCACUCCGGACCAGUUGGUUGACUGGGGUAAAGUGGAACAGGUCCACGUGUUAAGCUCUGAGGAGCCGCAGUGUCCCAUAUGUCUAUAUCCACCGGUCGCAGCCAAAAUGACCAAGUGUGGCCAUGUGUACUGUUGGCCUUGCAUCUUGCACUAUCUCGCGCUGUCGGACAAGGUAUGGCGCAAGUGUCCCAUCUGUUACGAUGCGAUUCACCUACCGGACUUGCGGUCGGCCGUAUCCAAACCGUUCCAUGCGUUUGGCAUCGGAGAGUACGUCACGCUUCAGUUGAUGCGCCGCGAGAAGGGCUCGAUGCAGGUGGUAGAGGUGACCGAGCAGCUAUCAAGAGCAAUGUUGGGUGCUGGAUUCGAAGGCCCACCGAUUCCGUACUUUGAUGCUAUCGGAGGCAACAGCAUACUAACGAAGCUGCUGCUGACAGACACGGCCCAGAUGCUGAAGAUAAUGGGGCGCGAACGGAUGGAGCUUGAGAAUCAGCUCGUAGCAGAUGGCGCGGACGCACCGGAGAACAUCUUUGUCCAGCAGGCACUCGAUUUGCUCGCCGAAAGGUGCGGUAGUUUGAGGGCAGGGAAGGUGAUCGAUUUUCCCGUAACAUUUGUCGAAGAGCAGGUGCAAUCUGCGAAUGAACCAGGGAAGCGAGAAGAAGCCACUGGUGGCGUGGAAUUGCAAGAGUCCGAAGCAGCCGUUCUCGGAUUGGCCCAAAGCGGUGUUGUGGGAUCGUUAGAUGAGUUUGUAAUCGACGAGGAGAGCAAUUUCACCGUCGGUGAUAUCGACAUCGUCCCCACGGCGCAGUGUGCGGGUGAACACUUUUACUUCUACCAAUCGGUAGACGGGCAGCCGCUGUUUUUGCACUCCAUCAACAGUCGCAUGUUGCAGGCUAUGUACGGCAGCUUGGACUGCAGCCCGCACCGCAUUACGGGGCGCGUUGUGCAGAAGGAUUCGUGUUCGAUGGACGAAAAUCUGCGCCGCCGGUUGAAGUACCUGCAACAUCUACCGGUUUGCACCCAGUUCGACGUGGUUGAGCUGGACUUUGGACCGUCAUCGAGCGAACUUGUUUCGGAAGAGGUAUUGCGCCAGUUCCAUGAUGAGCUCGUCAGUCGGAACCGUACGCGUCAGAAACGCGCAAAAGCGGAGCAGAAACGGGAAAAGCAAAUCUUUGAGUUCAACGAACGGCAACUCGGCAAGGCGAUGGCACGAUCGGCACGAAUUUCCAUCGAUUCAACCAAACAGUUUCCCUCGUGCGGUUUUUCCGAAUCGUAUCCUGAUUCGAUGUCAUCAUUAGGAACAAGCCCUGUUCCAAGCGACGUCUCAAGUUCCCCUGGAUCUAGUGUGUCAGCAGUGUCCUCCUGGUCGAAGAUGGUCUCCACCCAACCUACCAGCAGCCAGCGUUGGCCAUCGUUGGGAGGUGGCACUUCAUCCUCUUCAGUGGUUCAAGCCCCGAAAGUUGUUCAGGUCACUGGAAGCCGCAUAACGCCUUCCACAGCUAGCUCGCUCAGGUUCGGCGGGUGGCGCCAGCCGACGUCGGAUAUUGAUGAAGAUGAAACCGAUGAGGAGGCCAUUGCCGCCAGAGCUCCCCGCUUCAACAACAAUCUUGGGCGAGCCAUUGAAGCCGCACUCGAGAAAAAGGGUUCGCUUUCAAAUCAAUGCACUGUCGGAGCGGGAACAGCAACCGCAUCCACUGGGGGAAAGCGUAAGAAAAACAAAAAGACUCUUCUUUUUGCGUCGGGAAUGAACCUGAACUGAAUGCGAGUGUCAGUUGUUCAUAUAACCGCUGGAGUAGAUGUAUGUGGGUGGAAUUUGAUUUAUAUGCUAGUUGUUUUGUUUAUCGCCGUGUGUCAAAUUAUUUCCAUGUUACGUUUUAAAGCAUGUCGUACCGCAUCUUCUCUCCUCUGGAAUAUUUUUGCUUUGCUACACGAAUGUGCAAUGCGCUUCAUCUUCUUUUGGGGACGUGUAAAACAUGGAAUCGUAAAAAUAGCUAUUUUUUUGCAAAAAUUACUUUCCUUUAGUUUCUCUGACGUAAAAACAAUAAACUAAUGAUAGAUUGCAUGCUUCAGUAAUGGGAAAUAUGAACUGGGGGUAAAUACCCUGGACAAACUAUCUAUGUGUCCUUUCUACAACGUCAAAAAUCGGAAUAUAAUUUCGACCAAACGUAAUGUGGGUUUAGGAAUAAAUAAUAAAAAUUAUAUCCAAACAAUAUAACGAAACA
Messenger RNA from Anopheles nili, 2794 nucleotides. Its product is annotated as RING finger protein 10. Gene Ontology annotation, molecular function: metal ion binding; transcription cis-regulatory region binding. NCBI's taxonomy places the organism in Eukaryota, Metazoa, Arthropoda, Insecta, Diptera, Culicidae. The transcript is spliced from 4 exons. The record is from RefSeq and is a predicted model, not a curated record. The coding region runs from base 1 to 2331 and encodes 776 amino acids. Gene Ontology annotation, biological process: positive regulation of transcription by RNA polymerase II.